Molecule: messenger RNA, 1206 nt
Organism: Closterium sp. Naga37s-1
Lineage: Eukaryota; Viridiplantae; Streptophyta; Zygnematophyceae; Desmidiales; Closteriaceae
Source: the annotation of a GenBank genome assembly
AUGGGUUGUCUCGUGUCGACAUUAGACCACGGAGGAACAAGCGCAACGAUUACUGAUAGCGGCGCCAGCAAGAGCGGCUCCAACAGCCAUAAUAUAUCCUCGUUCCAAACCGGGACCUCUCAAAUCUCCGACAAAUUUGUGUCGGCUGACAGUUCAGGCACGAACCUAAGUGCCAGCGACAGUGCGAGCGCCAUUCCCAACCCUGCGAACCUCGUCCCGAGCUCCCUGCGACAGUUUUCGUUCGCCGGACUCGAGUCUGCGACGAGCAAGUUCCAUCGGCGAAACUGCAUCGGCGAAGGCGGGUUCGGGAUCGUGUAUCGGGGGGUGCUUCAACCGGGGCCGAAUGGGCUUGGCCCGGAGCCGACGGAGGUGGCGAUUAAGAGAAUGCGCGAGGCGAGCGAUCGGUACACGGAAGAGUUUCUGAAAGAAGUGAUCGUGCUGGGGCGGCUAUCUCAUCCCCAUCUCGUGCGUCUGCACGGCUACUGCAUGGAGCGAGACGAGGCUCUGCUCGUGUACGAGUUCAUGACUGGAGGCUGCCUGCACCGCGCUCUAGUGGACAGUGCGAGCGGAGAGCUCUUUUUCAGCUGGAACAUGCGUUUGAAGGUGGCGGUACAGGUGGCAGAGGCUCUCGCGUACAUGCACGGACUCAACUUCAUUCACCGCGACUUGAAAGCCGCCAACGUGCUGCUCUCGCCUGAGUACGAUGCAAAGCUGACAGACUUUGGGAUGGUGCGAGUGGGGCCGGAGGGACAGCUGGAGUCGAUUGUUUCGACUCGCAUCAUGGGCACUGAGGGGUACAUCGACCCCACUUACAUGGAGACAGGUCACCUGGGAGCCAAGAGUGACGUCUACUCCUUUGGUGUGCUCCUGCUAGAGCUGGUAACCGGCAGGAGAGUGGUGGACGAGGGAAGCAAGAUGGUCACCGAGUGCAGAUCUCGCCUCUCGGAUCUCUCACUUAUAGCCGCAGAAUAUGUCGAUCCCCAUCUUGGUAACCAGUACCCGGAGCUGGGCGCCCGAACCUUGGCGACUCUGGCUCGGCACUGUGUGGCAGAGGCUCGGUCGAGCCGGCCGGACAUUGGGAGUGUAUUGGAAAAGCUUAAGUUAUUGGUUAAGGCGUGUGCAAAUGCUGAAGCGAAAGAGGCAGCUAAAGCUGCAGCGUUGGAGGCAGGGGAAUCAGGGUCGGCUGAAAGGGGGAUACGGAGGUGA